Messenger RNA from Acanthosepion pharaonis, 762 nucleotides. The record is from the annotation of a GenBank genome assembly. NCBI's taxonomy places the organism in Eukaryota, Metazoa, Mollusca, Cephalopoda, Sepiida, Sepiidae.
AUGAGUAAACGUUUGCUACUGCCGGAUAUUCGCCUUCUUUUUUUCCUUUUUCUUUCUUUCCCUUUUCUUUCUUUCUUUUCUUCUUUUUUCUUUCAUUUUUCUUUCUUUCUUUUUAUCUUUCUUUCCUUUUAUCUUUUUCUUCCUUCUUUCUUUUUCUUUCUUUCCUUUUUCUUUCUUACUUUUCUUUUUCUUUCUUUCCUUCUUUUGUUUUUUACUUUUUGUUUCUUUUUUCUUUUUUUGCUUUAUCUUUUUUCUUUUUUUCUUUUAUUUUUAUUUUUUUCUUUUCUUUUUUCUUUUCUAUCCUUUUCAUUCCAUUUUUUCAUUUUUUUAUUUUCCCUUCUUUCUUUUUAUCUUUCAUUUUUUUUUUCUUUUUUCUUUCUUUCUUUCUUUCUAUCCUUUUUCUUUCAUUUUUCUCUCAUUUUUCUUUCUUUUUUCCUUUCUUUUUCUUUCUAUCUUUCAUUCCUUUUACUUUCUUUCUCUUUUUCUUUCUUUUCCUUUUCUUUCCUUUUUCUUUCAUUUUUCUCUCAUUUUUCUUUCUUUCUUUUUCCUUUCUUUCUUUCCUUUCCUUCUUUUUUCAUUUUCUUUCUUUCUUUUCCUUCUCUUUCCUUUUUAUUUCCUUUUUCUUUCAUUUUUCUCUCAUUUUUCUUUCUUUCUUUCUUUUCCCCUUUAUCUUUCUUUCCUUUUACUUUCCUUCUUUCUUUCUUUUUCUUUCUUUCUUUCAUUUUUCUUACUUUUUUUUCUAAAACUCCUCACUCAAUAUAG